Molecule: messenger RNA, 857 nt
Organism: Fusarium vanettenii 77-13-4
Lineage: Eukaryota; Fungi; Ascomycota; Sordariomycetes; Hypocreales; Nectriaceae
Exons: 2
Coding region: 1-711 (236 amino acids)
Source: RefSeq, a predicted model, not a curated record
AUGUCGGCCUGUCUCGACAGCAGCAGCAACGAAAACGUCGACCUAGUCCCCUGCGAUCCCACCGGCCGGUUCAAAUCAUGCUGUUUAAGAGGAGACUCCUGUGCGAGCAACGGCCUCUGUGUGACGAGUGAUGAGUACGGUGUUGCUCACUACUUUAUCAAAGGAUGCCUGGUAGAGGAUUGGGAUGACCCAUCUUGUCCAACACAAUGCUUCAACGCCAGCGGGAACGGCGUCAUAGCGUGUGGAAAGGGCCAGUUUUGCUGCUUCGGUUCCAAAGGCUGCAACUGCAAAGAAGAUGAAAUCUUUGACAUGGAGCCCGUCCGUAUCUUUACGAGUAUCCCUCUUGAAACAGCACCAUCAAUCGCCAUCGCCAUCACGACCAUCAGCUACGAAGUCUUCUCCCCCGCCGACACAUCACUUACCCCAUGCACCUCUACUACCGACGCCCCUAUUCCCGAGCCCCCUGAAGACAACAGCAAUUUAGAUUUACCGGUUGGCCUUGGUGUAGGGAUCGGUACUGCAAUCGCCCUUUUUACCCUGGGGACUGGUCUCUUCUUUUUCAUCCUGAAACGAGCAACCAAGUUGGAGGGAAUGUCAUCCAAGAACUCUUCACAGCAAUCAUUCAUGUCAUACGAUGAUGAUGAAAAGCACCUACUACCGACCGUACCUGUGGAGCUACACUGCAAGCCAGUAAGGGCCGAGUUGCCUUGAGUGGGUAAAGGGGUCGCCGUCUGUGUUCCUUAUGAAUGUUUUGAAUGUCUGGGUACAACAUUCAUGUGUUUGACUUUACAUCUUUUAAUUCAACGUCACUCGUUUACCUCAUAUAGUCUAUCCAUGCAUAGGUUCAGUCUUCUUUG